Molecule: messenger RNA, 1188 nt
Organism: Alternaria triticimaculans
Lineage: Eukaryota; Fungi; Ascomycota; Dothideomycetes; Pleosporales; Pleosporaceae
Exons: 1
Coding region: 1-1188 (395 amino acids)
Source: RefSeq, a predicted model, not a curated record
AUGUCGAAUCGCGUCCAAAACGGCCGUAUCGGCAAACAGACGACUCCGUACAAGAAGCGUUAUCCUGCCCAUGCCGAGCCAUACUUCUUCAAACCUACACCCGAAAACCGCCGUCUGCACUCUUACAACAAGGCGCGUUACGUCUUCAACUUCUCCGAAUGGAAUGGCAAAACCAUCCACGAGCUAGCCUACGAGCAUCGAGACCGCGGCCAAGCCUUCCUACUUUGGAUACUUGGCGAAAAGUUUGAUCUAGCAAGUCGUCCUGACCUUGUCAUCGCCCUGCGCUCCCUUCAUUCUGGCUGGUAUACAGAUUUUCUGUUUCCGUACAUUGCUGAUGGACUCGCUAAGCGAGGGUUCAAAAGGGGGACCAUACGCGGCUCGAAGUACGAGAUCGCCAUGUUUCCCAAGCAUCUCAAUCCCAAUCUACAAGUUUACAUAUCGUCAGAGAAGACACCAUUCGACAACUUUUUCGACAUGGAGUCGCCUCACAAGGCGUCGCAAUGGGCGAAAGAUAAACCGGAAGUAAUUUUCGAUGCAGAGCCCCUUUCUGCGCUGCGACCUGAGGUGACGAACGUGGAACAAGGGGGAAGUUGGGAUACGUACCCGAUACGGGUAUCUUUCUAUGGAGUGCCGAUUCGAAUAGAACGCCUGUUCCUUGAUGACCCAGAGAAGAAGGGCUCCUAUCUCACCAUAGCACCCUGCGGUAUACGUGGAGAUGGGGAAGAGCAGUUUCUGUAUCUCACUAUGAAGCUCGAUGAAAAGGGAAGAACACCGAACGAGAUGCUGGGCAUGCUGGGGCUUCCUUACCACUUCUCCGGCGCUUUACACAGCACAGAAGACGUCGACUUGGAGGACACUCAUUUCGAGAAGGUUGAAGACGAAUUUGCCAUUAGGACUGGCCUUCGUUUUGAGAUGAUGUGCUUUAUCGUUGCAGUUGACGAGGGCAAGAUAUCUGUUAAGCCAGAUUGGAAGAAUCCGCAGUCCUUGAAGGAUGGAUGGAAUCGCGAAACGAUGCACAUGACUCUGCAGGAAGGUGUUGAACCGCCAGUGGUUGGAGAGAAGUACCUGGCCAAGGGCAUUAUUCCGCCACCAUACCGCGGUAGAUGGGCAAAGGGAUUUGAUUGGAAACAUAAUCUGCUGCCGGAUGGAAUUUGGAAGGCUUGUGCGUUUGAUCGCAUCGCCAAGUAA